CAAUAGAAGAAGAAAACCGUUAUUGGCGGCCCACUAACGCUUUCGGGCUGAACUAUAUCCACCCUAUCGCUCUGACGCUCUCCGUUCGCCAGAGAGAGAUAUCUACCAGUCGGCGCCGAGCAGAUUAGCCGGCGAAAGCACCGGUCAUCCUUCCGCCGAGCUCAUCAUCACCUCCUCUCCUUUCACACUCGAUUCUCCGGAGAGAAAACACUCUCCACUCGAACUUUGAAAACCAUGGCUCCUCUCACGCUAGCCGUGGAUACAACAACGAAGACUGCUUCCGGCGGGAAAAUGCACAUCGCUCAGCUCGAAACCCGCAGCAAGCCUUUCGCCUCGCUCAGCACUAGAGGAGAAGAGGAGAAGCCGUUUGAUUUCUUGCGAACUGUGUUUGAAGGAGUAAUUGCGGGAGGUACUGCUGGUGUAGUAGUUGAGACGGCAUUGUAUCCCAUUGAUACUAUCAAGACAAGGUUGCAGGCAGCUCGUGGUGGUGGACAAAUAGCCUGGAAGGGUCUUUACUCUGGCUUGGCUGGAAAUAUUGCCGGCGUCCUACCGGCUUCUGCUUUGUUUGUCGGAGUAUAUGAGCCAGCGAAACAGAAGUUAUUGAAAGCUUUUCCUGAAAAUCUUAGUGCUUUUGCUCAUCUAACUGCAGGUGCCAUAGGAGGGCUUGCUGCUUCUUUUGUUCGUGUACCAACAGAGGUUGUUAAAACAAGGAUGCAAACGGGGCAAUUUUCCUCUGCUCCGAAUGCUGUCCGGCUCAUUGUCUCAAAGGAGGGAUUUAAGGGUCUCUAUGCGGGAUAUGGAUCAUUCUUAUUGCGUGAUCUGCCAUUUGAUGCUAUUCAGUUUUGCAUUUACGAGCAGCUACGGAUCGGUUACAAAGUAGCAGCACGAAGAGAUCUCAAUGACGCCGAGAAUGCUGUGAUUGGCGCUUUUGCUGGUGCGCUAACUGGAGCAGUGACUACCCCGCUUGAUGUGAUUAAGACAAGACUAAUGAUUCAGGGAUCAGCAAACCAGUACAAAGGAGUGGUGGAUUGUGUUCAAACUGUCAUUAGGGAGGAAGGACCUGCUGCUCUUCUUAAGGGCAUAGGGCCAAGGGUGAUGUGGAUAGGAAUUGGGGGUUCGAUCUUUUUCGGUGUGUUAGAGAGCACAAAGAGGAUGCUUGCAGAGAGGCGACCCUCUUCAUCUCCUCCACAUUUGAACCCGAAGCAGGAUUAGGGACUUCCUAGGAUUGAGAUUAGUUCUUAACAUGCACAAGCAUCUUUUUUCGCUCAUGCCUUUUGUUGUGGUCUUUAAUACGUUAGUCGAUGUAACGUGAAUCAAUAUCUUGAUAAUCA
Linum trigynum is the source of this 1331-nucleotide messenger RNA. The record is from the annotation of a GenBank genome assembly. NCBI's taxonomy places the organism in Eukaryota, Viridiplantae, Streptophyta, Magnoliopsida, Malpighiales, Linaceae.